CUGGUUCCUUAUUCGCGUGGUAAUUGGGAUCCACUGGCAUUGGCCGCUUCAUCAUGCACGACACCGUUGGGCUCUCGCCAUGGCACCAUCGUCACGCACUCGACGUUUUCUCUGCACGAAACCUUUCGGUACUUCUGCUGUGUGUGUCGCUUGCGCCGCUGGCACUGGUGCACACCUUAUCGCUACAGGCGAACCAAUGCGGGCGACAGCUGAGAAGAGCGAAAGAGAUCUUGGAGAGUUUGGACUCUGAAGCUCUUUUGCUACCCGUGAGCGGGUAUCUUCCCAGUGCCCCACCCUGGCUCCGAAGCAGCUGGGCAUCGUACCUGGCAGAGCUCUCCGACGAGUCGCUGGCGCAUGCCGAAGAUCGUGGCUUAGUGGACCUGUUGCUGCAGGAUUCCUCAGCCCCAAGCACACUACGAGACACGGGGUCCGCGCUGCACGACCUCAACGGCCAGCUGCCGGUCCUGGCGUCGGGCGACGGCGCCCAAAGCACCAGCUAUGGCGUGCGAAAGUCAAAGGUGCAGCAGGUGGAUUGCUUCCUCCGCGCUGCCCAACGCUGCCGGAAGCAUUGCGGCGAAGACGUUGGGCGCAUCGUGGACGUGGGCUCUGGCUUGGGCGCUUUGACCCGACACCUGGCGCAGCACCUCGCUUUGCCAUGUUUGGGUACCUUG
This is a messenger RNA of Durusdinium trenchii, 671 nucleotides long. Lineage: Eukaryota; Dinophyceae; Suessiales; Symbiodiniaceae. The record is from the annotation of a GenBank genome assembly.